UCGCCGGGUCGAGAGACUGACACGUGUGCUCGUACCCCAUGGUCUUUCUGGCAAAAGUGUAAGUCAUAACGUGCAACGUAAUCUUCUAAACUGUAUAGAUGUCGCCGAGGUACAUGUUAAAGAAAUACGAGCAUGAGAGGGAGUACAGUGAUCACGCGAUUAGCGAUCUUCACCCUGGUCUGCAUCGCCUUCUACGAGAAAGCACUGACGCGACCCCAGUCCGAAAUCCCGAAAGUCUACCUGCACACUGGGACCGUCUUGGGCACUGUGGAGACUUCCCCCGGCGGGAGGCUUUACUACGUCUUCAGGAGCAUUCCGUAUGCUGAGCCGCCCGUCGGAGAACGCAGGUUCAAGCCCCCAGUGCCAGCAACUGCUUCGGAAGGAGUGACAAAUCACCUGAAAUGGCCCCCGAGCUGUCCACAAGUUAUAAAAGAGAAACAGUUAAUGCAUGUUAAAGAAAUAAUGGGCGAGGAAGACUGCUUGUAUCUCAAUGUAUUCACUCCGUCGAUGCAGGAAAAGAAUUACCCCGUGAUGGUGUACAUCCACGGAGGCGCCUUCCUCACCGGGAACACCAGCCGCCACAACCCCGAGCUCUUCCUGGACCAAGACAUUGUCGUUGUUACGAUUCAGUAUCGUCUGGGAGUUCUUGGAUUCCUGUCGACGGAGGACGAGGCGCUGCCGGGCAACCUGGGCCUGAUGGACCAGACGCUCGCUCUCCGCUGGGUACACGAGAACAUCGCUCGCUUCGGGGGCGACGUGACGAGGGUCACCGUCGCCGGCUUGAGCGCCGGCGCUGCCUCGGCCCACAUGCACCUGUUCAAUCCCCACGCGAAAGGACUGUUCUCGCGCGCCAUUCUCAUGUCGGGAUCGGCGCUGUGCCCCUGGGCCCUGAGGAAGGGCCACAGAAAGGUCGCAAUGGCAGUUGGCGAAACAUUCAACUGCCAAUCGGACCCUAAGGACGCAAGCGGCGUCGAGAGAAGCAAACUCUUGGUGGAAUGCCUUCGUAAAGCUCCUCUCAAGGAGCUCGUUUCCUCCUUCAUGGACUUCCAGGUGUGGAACAGCCUCCCGUGGGAGACGGUGCCCCGGGUGGACGGCGACUACCUGCCCGAUCACCCGGCGCGCCUCCUCGCUCAGGGGCGCUUCCAUGACGUCAGCAUCGUCACCGGCGUCAACCUCCACGAAGGGCGACUCGUCACCCAAGGUAUGUUCUCAAAUCCGAAGGUGUUCCGAGCACUGGCGACCGACUUCGACUCUGUCGCGCCCAGCGUGGCGCUGCUCUUCCAGGAGGGCGACUACUGGCCGAGGAGCCUCUCCCGCCGCGCCUUCGAGUACUACCUCGGAGGCACCGAGAUCAGCGCCAGCAGCCACGCCGACGAAGUGGCGCUCACGCAGUUGUUCGGAGACCGCUUCUUCAAGAUCCCGCACGAUGACACGUGGAACCUCACGUGGCACCAUCUUGGUCCCGGCCGCGUCUUCGCCUACGAGCUCAUGCACAACAGGGGACAGGAGUGGGUUGUGCAUCCGGCAAUACUGCAGUACCUGUUCCCUUACCCCAACGCCCCUCGUCUUAAGGGCGAGGACAAACAGCUUUCUGACACGUUGUUGAAACUGUGGGUGAAUUUCGCAUCAACGGGGGACCCGACACCUGACUCCUCUCUGGGUUUCCGCUGGCCGUCCGUCAGCGCCUCCAGACAGGCCCACCUCAGCUUCACGCCCAUGCCUGUUAUGACGUCAUCCUCUAGACUGAACGAAUGGUUGUUGUGGACUUCAUUUCCAACCGAAGCGAACAGGUUCCUUCACCUCGACCGCAUUCAAGAGUAUGUGCGAUCGCAUGCCAGAGAUAUUGGAUAAGAUGAUAGGUUUAAGCAUGUGUGUAUGUAUGUAUUGUAGAAAAAUGUAAAAACUAGAUUUAUUAAAAAUGAGACAACAGUUUCGGAAUCCAGGUGGAUUCCGAAACUGUUGUCUCAUUUUUAAUUAGUUUUUACAUUGUGGGUUUUUCUACCAUAGUAUCAACACGGUAGAGUGUUUCCUUCACUCAUGUAUGUAUUGCAUAUACCGUGCAAGUCAGGAAUAUUAUCGUGUUAUGUAUUAUGAUAAAAAACAUUGUAUUUUUUUCUCUUCUUUAUGGCCAAAGCAUCAACUUUUGAAUAAAAUCACAUAGGCAAUAGAAAUUUGGCAAGUCUAUCUUCUUUCAUAUUUUUCCAAUGAGGAAAGGCUGUAGUGAUAGCGUAGUCUCCUCGAAAUGUAGUUAUAUCAUAGUUUUUUUUCCUGAAAAUCGUUUAGUCACGAAUUUCUGGAUCAUUAUUAUUUGUCUAUCAUACAAUAAAUACUAUUGAUUGUGUAUUUUCUAAAAUGUGUUAUCUUUUUUAUGUUUAACUGACAAAUGUUUGUUUAUUUGCAUAGUUAUAUCAAAAAUACUUGUAAGUGCUCAGUCCAUUGUACAUAAUCAAUUUCAGGGAAUUAAGUUUAAAUGAUAAAUGAACUUAAGUAUUAUUUAAUUCCUAGUAUAAUAAAAUGUCCAGUUUUCCAUUAAUAACAAGUUAUAACAGACUAAUUACUGCUGUAUAUACGUUUUGGCUACUCUGACAUCAGCACGGCCUUAACGGAGUAAAUACGGCGGUAGAAAUACUGUUUAGCCAAGAGACAUCAAUCAUCAAGGGCUUCAGGGGACUUAUACCGCUGUCAGACCGAAAUAGACGGUUUAGCCACGUUUUGUUUCAUGUAUUUCUGAUGAAGAUAUAAUGGG
Penaeus indicus is the source of this 2746-nucleotide messenger RNA. RefSeq names its product cholinesterase 1-like. Bases 133 to 1851 code for a protein of 572 amino acids. Lineage: Eukaryota; Metazoa; Arthropoda; Malacostraca; Decapoda; Penaeidae. The transcript is spliced from 12 exons. The record is from RefSeq and is a predicted model, not a curated record.